Molecule: messenger RNA, 1206 nt
Organism: Tremella mesenterica DSM 1558
Lineage: Eukaryota; Fungi; Basidiomycota; Tremellomycetes; Tremellales; Tremellaceae
Exons: 5
Coding region: 1-1206 (401 amino acids)
Biological process (GO): transmembrane transport
Cellular component (GO): fungal-type vacuole membrane
Molecular function (GO): transmembrane transporter activity
Source: RefSeq, a predicted model, not a curated record
AUGCCGACUUUUCCGGAAGGUGGUUUGAGGGCUUGGUUAUGUAUAGCAGGAAGUUGGUUAGCGAUCUUUGUGACUUUUGGUUAUUCAAACACAUUUGGAGUGUUCCAAGAUUACUACCAAUUCAUCGGUUAUCCCGAUCAAAGCGCGUCUAACAUUUCAUGGGUCGGAAGUGUACAAUUAUUCUUACAAUUCUCCAUGGGUGCUAUAGCAGGACCAUUAUAUGAUAAAGGUUAUUUUUAUCAUUUGGUCAUUACUGGUAGUGUGAUUUAUAUCGUGGGUCUCUUCAUGACUUCUCUCUGCAAGGAAUUUUGGCAAACUGUACUUGCCCAGGGUAUCUGUGUAGGACUCGGAAUAGGAUUGUUGUUCUUACCUGCUUUAUCUAUCAUUUCGCAUUACUUUCAUCGACGUCGUGCGUUGGCUAUAGGUAUAGCGGUGACUGGGUCGUCAACGGGGGGCAUCUGCCUCCCUAUCAUGCUCAACAACCUCAUCGCUUCCCAUGGAUUCCGUCACGCCGUUCAAUACACCGGUUACCUAAUAAUGGGCUGUCUAUUAUUCUCCAUCAUCCUCAUGAAACCUCGUAUCCCUCCAAAUCCCAACGCACCACCUCGACCAUCCCCCAAACAACUUUUCUCUUCCCUUCCUUACACUCUCCUCUGCGCAGCAUUAUUCUUCAUAUCCGAAGGGAUCUUCUUCCCAAUCUUUUAUCUUCAAGUUUACGCACAACUACACGGAGUAUCUCAUACUCUCGUUUUCUACACCUUGGCAAUACUCAACGCUGCCUCGGUAUUCGGUCGACUCACACCCAACAUGUUGGCGGAUUCUUUCGGUCCAUUAAAUUUAUCAUUCAUCAUGUCGGUUUGUUCAGGUAUCAUCAUCUGGGCAAUGUUCGGUGCGGGUACGAAUGGAGGUUUGAUAGUCGUCACUAUACUCUACGGUUUCUUUUCAGGAGCUUACGUAUCAAUGAUGUCACCUGCACUUAUUUCCUUGGCUCAUAAUUUUGGAGAAAUAGGAAUGAGGAUGGGAAUGGGAAUGCUAGUAAUGUCAUUCGCGGCCUUAUCGGGAACUCCCAUAACCGGCGCUUUAUUGGAUCGUUAUGGAUUUUACGCUCCUAUCAUCUGGAGUGGAGUUUGCGUCCUGGUCGGUUCGGCGUUGACUGCAGCGAGUAUCUAUUUUCAAAUCAGGGUAAAGGGGACAUGGAAAGUGUAG